Messenger RNA from Odontomachus brunneus, 3784 nucleotides. Its product is annotated as homeobox protein aristaless-like. NCBI's taxonomy places the organism in Eukaryota, Metazoa, Arthropoda, Insecta, Hymenoptera, Formicidae. The transcript has 4 exons. Gene Ontology annotation, molecular function: DNA-binding transcription factor activity, RNA polymerase II-specific; RNA polymerase II transcription regulatory region sequence-specific DNA binding. The record is from RefSeq and is a predicted model, not a curated record. Bases 1020 to 2069 code for a protein of 349 amino acids. Gene Ontology annotation, biological process: regulation of transcription by RNA polymerase II.
GAGAAAAGGGGGGAGAACUUGGAGGUCGUUCUGGAUUGGUGAGUCCGCCGGUUGCCUCGAUUGGCGGUUACUUCAUGUUCGAGGCGGAUCGACGCGCGGAAGGCGUACGACUCCAAGACCCCCGCUCGAGCUCGCCGACUCGGGAAACCAGACCAGACGUAGCCGCGCGCACCAUUCGAAAGUUACACCGGUGGGGAGGAGAAUCACCUCUCUCUGACGGCUCUUCCGUCCAGGCUGGCUGAAGCGGCCCCACACACCGGUUCGCGCAGCCGCGACGUACGCCUCUUGCUCGCUCGUUUGCUCGUUUGCUCGAUUCAAGAAGAAGCGACACGGCGCGGCGCGACACGGCGCGACGCGGCACGAGCGAGAGCGGACGCGAUUCUUCUUCUUAUUUUCCCCCCCGUAUUGCACCUCCCUUCUUCUCGCUCGGUCUUCUUCUCCCCCUGCCUCCUCGCCUCCUGCUCUCCUUCACCGUUCCCUCAUCCGUUUCGGGGCACGCACGGGGUACGCGUUUCGGGCGCGAGGGGGCUGGGACCGAUCGGCGACGCGGGUGAUCUCUGCCGACGAGCGGACGUGAGGAGCGGAUAAGGUGUCACCGAGCGAAUUCGAGGUGAACGAAGGCGGAGUUUUCGGGAGACACGAGGAGACAUCGCUGGAAGUAACCCUGUCGACGCACCAAGGUCAGUGGUCCGAUUACCUUGGGGGCGCGUGGGAUGGGGUGAGAAUGAUUUGACAUGUGCGCCGGUUCAAGUGAUUCUUGCGGGAUGAGAAACGUGGCUGGAGCAUCAGGUGCCAUCGGUGUCUCUUCACGAAGCUCACGAAAUGGUUAUUCGACGGUCAAAACUCUGUAGUAGUCGCGAACUUAUGACAGGUUUAAUAGCUAUUAUUCGGAAAGCAAGAACAUUUUAGUGAGGAACAUAAUUGUGAUAACAGUACCAUUUCACUUAGCUUGGAGGAUGACAUUUUUCACGGCAUCACAGCUCAUUUACGAUAAGAGGGAUGGGGGAGGUUAAAUAAUUAUGGUUAUCAACGUGACUAAAAAUCAUUCGUCGCGAGGAGGCAGCGAGCAGGCCGUCUCGCAGACGAGUCCUGCGAGCAGUACGAGUAGCUCGAGCCAGGUGACUCAGGUGAGCCAGCAGGUGAGCCAGCAACCUCACCCGCAGCCUCACCAGCAAUCGGCGCCGGCAUCGACCACGACUACGCCUCAGUCCAUCCAAAUGGGCAUCUCCACGGAAGAGGUGAGGCCCGAGGAAGAAGGCACUCAUCCGAGAGCGGCCCCGACCAGCCCCGAGAGCGAAGCCGAGGUGGAUGACUUCGCCCCGAAGAGGAAGCAACGCCGCUACAGAACCACCUUCACGAGCUUCCAGCUGGAAGAACUCGAGAAAGCCUUCUCUAGGACGCAUUAUCCGGACGUGUUCACGAGGGAGGAGCUCGCCAUGAAGAUCGGCCUGACGGAGGCACGGAUACAGGUCUGGUUUCAGAACAGGCGAGCCAAGUGGCGCAAGCAAGAGAAGGUCGGGCCCCAGGCGCACCCCUACAACCACCCGUACCUGAGCUCAGGUGCGCCACAAACGUCGCCGGUGAUGACGCCGACCUUGCCGAACCCCUUCGCCCACCUGGGUACCUUCGCUCUGAGGAAGCCCUUCGACGCCUUUCGCUAUCCGCCGCUGGGUCACGGCCCGGUCCUCCCCGGUAGUUACGCCGCGCAUCCCUAUCAUCGCGCACCGCCGCCGCUGCUGCCGCCCGGCAUGCCGCUGCCGUAUACGACCGCCGCCUCUUUCCAGAGUCUGUUGGCGAACAUUUCGGCAGCGCAGAGGCCGAAGCUGGUGCGCGGCUCGCCACCACCGUUGCCACCGCCGGCACCUGCGAUCGCCUUGCCGCAUCCACCUGUGGCACCGCCACCCCCGCCGCCACCGACGGCUACCUCUCCCCAGAGCUCGCCCACGGGUAGCGUGGGGCUGCCGGACAUCGACAGGAGGACCAACAGCAUCGCCUCCCUCAGACUCAAGGCUCGUGAGUACGAGCUGCAUCAGGAGAUGAUGCGUAAGAACGGCGACCUCAUAAGUUGAGAUGCCGCUGAUCGAAACGCGCGCGCGAAGACGAGCCGAAUGUCGGACGGUCGUGAAUCGAUGGAUCGCGAGAUCUCCGGGGAGGGUGUAGUACGCUUGGUUUCAAUACGGCUUCAGCAUUCUCUCUUCGAUGCGGAAGUUCGGAACGCAGCCAAUUCCAACUUCACUUCGGGAGCUAGACAAGUUUUGAAACCGAAUGUAAUAUCGAGAGGGAUCGAUACCGAGGAAGUGAUAUCGAGAAGGUUGAAUCGUAUACCCCCGUGUAUGGAUGCUUUUCAAUUGUUUAGAGCCUGGAGUCGUUUAAUGCGACACGCGAUUUAGACGAAACUUCCAAAUAUUCUGCCGAAUUUCGUACGCAAACGAGCACGAUAUUCGAUCGAAAAACUUGGCGAAGUGAUGGACAAUGAGAACAGUCGAACGAAUCUCAAGUGCUGCAAUUUGUGCAAAGUUUUUCGCGUGACGAGGAUCAACGUCAAAACUAUUCGCGUCGAUCAAAGUAAGCUGAUUGAUUGUUACUUGCUUAACCCUUAUACUCCGGGCAGUUUUUUGAAUGACUCUCUUACGGUCUUUGAAGUAAAAGCAGUUUUCUAUAUAUGUCAAAGGAUAAACUAGUAAAAGCAUGACACAUCGUCGCGCCAUUAUAGUGGUUUCCUGGAUUGCACGGUAACUAUUUCUCCAAAUUGAUAUUUUUUUAUGUGAUCAUGCAGAAACCUUUUCGUAUUAAGAAUUACUUAUUCUUGGUAAAAUUAUGUAAAAAUAUAUGUGUGAUAAAACAGAAUCAAAAUAUAAGACGAGAUGUCUAUUAUUAUUUGCAUAAAUUCCAACGUAUAUUAUCAGUAAAACGCUAAAAACUAUGAAAUAACUAUGUUUGUAUAUUUUUUUAAAUUUCUUAAAAACUUUUUGAAGGUUUGAAGGUUUGAAGGUUUUAUAUUUUUAUAAAUUUUUGUUUUACUAACUUGUCUGUAUGGAAAAGGUGGACAAUAAUAACAAUAAAAAUUGUAUUUGAUAAAAAUUGCUAACGCGCCACUAUAGUGGUUUCUCGGAUUGUAAGGAUUAAGUGUCCCAUCGAGUUCUCAUUCGUGAUAGAUGAAGAGUAAUGAAUCGCGAUGAAGCCUGAUCUAGCAGCUUCUAUAUCGUUCACCGUUCGCCACUAUCCACGACAUCGCAUACAGAACGCGAAACCAGCGUCACGAGGUAACGGGGAACGCUAGGGAAGGAAGAGUGAAAUCACCGUUACUCAUGUACUGUACGUAGUUUGCAGCAUUCGGUACGCGAAGGAACUGAUGCAACUGCGCAAAUCGAGAGGCUCGCUCACGCGUAUAUCGUUUGAAUCUGUUUCACACGCGUCGAGAGAGGUAGGUUUCCUAAUUAACUCGCAUAAUCGGUAGUCACAUCGGCUCCCACUGAGGCUCUCAUCUCUCGCAUGUUGUACGACGAAUGAAUUUUGUUGGGCGAUUGUGUGCGUCUGUGGCGCGGGACGAGAGCUCUCCUCGAAGCUUCGUAAGCUUCCUGUCCGAAGGAAUUUGUCGUGGGACAAUCGAGUCAUUAGACUAAUGUAGCGCGGAUCGUUGGAGAUACGUGCACGCAAAAAAAAUUUCAGUUGAUGCAACCAAAUAAGAACCAACUGAAAUUAGGUAAUCAGAAACGAUAUCUCUGUUAUGAAAACUAAUAUUUCUGUUGUCGCAACCGAAAAUAUUCGUCUGAACAUUCAACGA